Cinclus cinclus is the source of this 5153-nucleotide messenger RNA. It is a transcript of the gene SYNRG, whose product is annotated as synergin gamma. Lineage: Eukaryota; Metazoa; Chordata; Aves; Passeriformes; Cinclidae. Gene Ontology annotation, cellular component: clathrin coat of trans-Golgi network vesicle. The transcript is spliced from 24 exons. Bases 1 to 4314 code for a protein of 1437 amino acids. The record is from RefSeq and is a predicted model, not a curated record. Gene Ontology annotation, molecular function: protein binding.
AUGGCGCUGCGGCCCGGGCCCGGCGCGGGGGGCGCCGGCGGAACGGGCGGCGGAACGACCGGGGCCGCCAGUUUCAUGUUUCCUGUCGCAGGAGGUUUGGGCCCCCCUCAAGCUGGGAUGAUUCCUAUGCAACAGCAAGGAUUUCCAAUGGUUCCUGUCAUGCAAGCCAAUAUGCCAGGAAUGAUGGGAAUGAAUUAUGGCUCUCAGAUGCCUCCUGGACCCAUGACCAUGCAGGGUGGCAUGGCCCUGGGGCCGAUGCCAGCAGCUGGAAUGCCAUACAUGGGACAGGCCUCGUUCCUGGGAAUGCGCCCGGCCGCCCCCCAGUACAGCCCGGACAUGCAGAAGCAGUUUGCAGAGGAGCAGCAGAAGAGGUUUGAGCACCAGCAGAAGUUCUUAGAGGAGGAAAGAAAACGGCGUCAGUUUGAAGAGCAGAAACAAAAGCUGAGACUCCUGAGCAGUGUGAAACCCAAGACAGGAGAAAAAAGCAGAGAUGAUGCUUUGGAAGCCAUUAAAGGAAACUUAGAUGGCUUUUCUAGAGAUGCUAAAAUGCACCCAACACCAGCAACACACCCAAAAAAGCCAGAUCAUCCCACACCAUCCCAUUGUGCUGUAUCUGUUUCCCAUUCUGCUUUUCUCGAUGAUGAAGAAUUUAGUGACUUUAUGCAAGGGCCUGUUGAAACCCCCAAACUGGUGCCUCAAUCCACCUCUCAGCCUUUCCAUCCUGCCACUGAGGCUGGGCAGCUGCUUUCAGAGAGGGCUGUGCUCCAACCUGUCCCUCCAGCCCAGGCUCCAGUGUUAUCCACCCUGCAUGGUACAACUGGGCAGGUUCCUUAUUUUCCUACCUCUGCAUCUCCAUCCAAUACCCAUAAAACAGGCUCUUCCUUGGAGGAGAAAGCUUUAGCUAAUGGCUCAGAUGAAUCUGAACAAGAGCAAACCAAACUUAAAACUUCCGAAGUUGGGCACAAAGCUUCGGCUGCAAGCCAAGCCCAUCCCAGUCUCACCAGCAGUGACUGGGAUGUUGUAGGUGGACAUGAAAGUGGUCCCAGUGCUGCUGCAGAGGUGCACAAGGCUUCAGAACAAAACAGAGCAGUUGAAGAGUGUGGAGUUGGAGUGUUCCCUCCCCAGGACCCCAUCCAGCAAAUUAUGCCUCCCUGGAUUUACAAUGACAGCUUGGUCCCAGAGCUGUAUAAGAAAAUCUUAGAAACCACUUUGACUCCUGCUGGAAUUGACACAGCCAAGCUCUACCCCAUCCUGAUGUCCUCGGGACUGCCCAGAGAGACCCUGGGGCAGAUCUGGGCCUUGGCCAACCGCACCACGCCCGGGAAGCUCACCAAGGAGGAGCUCUACUCUGUGCUGGCCAUGAUAGCAGUGACUCAGAGAGGGAUCCCUGCCGUGAGCCCUGACGUGCUGAACCAGUUCCCAGCCGCGCCCGUCCCCACCCUGUCCGGGUUCCCGGUGCCUCUGCCCGGAGGGGUGAGCCAGCCCCCGCUGCUGCCCGCGGCUCCCCCGCCCUCCGUGGGGCUGGGCAUGGGAGCAUCCGUGAUGGGCAUGAGCAUCCCCGGCCCUGCUCCUGCCCCUGCUCCAGCUGCUCCAGCUGCAGCACAACCUUCUGGAGCCUUCCUGCCUUCCUACCCACCUGGCCAGGUAGUAAAACCAGAAGAUGAUGACUUCCAGGAGUUUCAGGAUGCCUCCAAGUCUGGCUCCCUGGAUGACUCCUUCACUGAUUUCCAGGGGGAGGCAGCCAAAGCAGCCAGUUCACAGCACCGGAGCAGUGUUCCUUCUUUACUAAUGCCACUCCCAGGUACUAAGCCACUGUCACCAGCUGAUAAAUAUGCUGUGUUUAAAGGAAUGGCAGCUGAGAAGCCUUCUGAGAGUGCAGCUGCUUUUGGAGAUGGUGGGGACAAGUACAGUGCUUUCCGGGAAUUAGAGCAACCAGCAGAAAGCAAAUACUUGGGAGAGAACCUUGCAGAGUUCAAACCCGCAGGAGCCGACGAUGGUUUCACAGAUUUCAAAACCGCUGACAGCAUCUCCCCGUUAGAGCCACCCUCAAAAGACAAAAUCUUCCCUGCACCCUUCCCUCCUCUGCCUGCUCAGCCAAAACAGCCAACACAAGCCAAGACCCCUUUGAAUCUGGCAGACUUGGAGCUCUUUACCUCUCCUGCAGAAACCAAGCAGCCAUCCUUCCCACCUGCGUUUAACACCUCGAAACCUGGCUCCUUUCCCCCCCCACCCCUUCCAUCUGCCUCUUCCCAGCCAGCACCCAGCAAAACUUCAAGCUUAGCUGAUGACUUUGGAGAGUUCAACCUUUUUGGGGAAUUUUCUAACGGCGCAUCAGCCAGUGGACAAGAUGACUUUGCAGAUUUUAUGGCUUUCAACAGCAGCAGCGGGUUUUCCGAACAAAAACCUGAUGACAAAUACAAUGCACUCAAGCUGGAGGCCAGCCCUGCUGCUCAGGCUGGCUCCUCAGCUAGCACAGUGAAGGGUGGGCAGAGCUCUGCCACCACUGCUACUCCCACCAAAUAUGACAUUUUCAAGCAGCUGUCCCUGGAAGGCUCGGGAGCGGGCUUCGAGGAGGCCAAGGACAGCGCGCUCUCCUCGGUGAAGAGCGAUGAUGACUUUGCUGACUUCCACUCCAACAAGUUUUCUUCCAGCGGCGCCGAGAAGUCGCUGGUGGACAAAGUGGCAGCUUUCAAGCAGGCCAAAGAAGACUCUGCUUCAGUGAAAUCCCUGGAUCUGCCCUCCAUCGGUGGCAGCAGCGUGGGCAAGGAGGACUCCGAAGACGCUCUGUCUGUUCAGUUUGACAUGAAACUGGCUGAUGUGGGAGGAGAUCUUAAGCAUGUCAUGUCUGAUAGCUCUUUGGAUUUGCCAACAGUUAGUGGCCAGCAUCCACCAGCAGCAGAUGUGGAUGACUUAAAGGGUGGCCCGUUUGGAAGCUGUCACAGUGGCUCUGCAGUCAGCAGCCUGGCGAGCUACGACUGGUCUGGCUCCGACAGGGACGACAUCCAGCAGGGCAAGAAACCCUCCUGCUUCUCCCAGCCCUCGGGGAGUGGCUCCUCCACGGCCACCUCUGUCCUCCAGAAGAAGGAGACCUUGUUUGGCAGCUCAGAAAACAUCACCAUGACAACAGUUUCCAAAGUGACGACUUUCUCCAGCGAGGAUGCUUUGCAGGAUGUUUCCUUUGCAGCCUUUGCAAACUUUAAGGACUCCGGGCCGGUGUCCAGCGCUUUGAGCGACGACGACGUCGGGGAUUUUGGGGAUUUUGCCAGACUUCCCCCAGAAGCUCAGGAUGCAGCAGCAGCUGACACAGCCCUGGGUGAUGAUUUCCUCCAUGGAGACUCCUCUGAGCUGCGGAGAGAGGCCACGGAUGACUUCGGGGAGUUCCAAAGUGAAAAAGCGAAAAUCAGCAAGUUUGACUUCUUGGUGGCAACUUCCCAAGGCAAGGUGAAAUCCAGUGAGGAGAUGAUCAAGAGUGAGCUGGCCACCUUUGACCUGUCUGUGCAAGGGUCUCAUAAGAGGAGCCUGAGCCUGGGGGACAGAGAAAUCAGUCGCUCCUCACCUCUGCCAGCUCUGGAGCAGCCCUUCAGGGACCGCUCGAACACCCUGAGUGAGAAGCCAGCCCUGCCCGUGAUCAGGGACAAGUACAAGGACCUGACUGGGGAGGUGGAGGAGAGCGAGAGGUACGCCUACGAGUGGCAGAGGUGCCUGGAGAGUGCCCUGCAGGUCAUAAAGAAAGCAAAUGACACCUUAAAUGGAAUCAGCAGUUCAUCUGUUUGCACUGAAGUUAUCCAGUCUGCUCAAGGCAUGGAAUAUUUACAGGGGGUUGUUGAAGUCUACAGAGUAACAAAGAGGGUGGAGCUGGGCAUCAAAGCAACGGCAGUUUGCAGUGAGAAGCUGCAGCAGCUGCUGAAGGAUAUUGAUAAAGUGUGGAACAACCUGAUCAGCUUCAUGUCCCUGGCUGCUCUGACGGUAAGACCCAAAAAAACUGCCUGGUUACUAAAACAAAUGUCAUCGUUUGAUUUAAAGAGGCUUUGCAGGCCAGAUGAAAACUCCCUGGAUUUCUCUUCUUGUAUGCUGCGCCCAGGGAUUAAAAAUGCCCAGGACCUUGCCUGUGGAGUGUGUCUCCUAAAUGUGGAUUCCAGAAGCAAAAAAGAAGAGAAACCUCUGGAAGAACUUCCCAAGAAAGCCUUUAACUCUGAGACAGAUAACUUCAAGCUGGCAUAUGGGGGGCACCAGUACCACGCCAGCUGUGCCAACUUCUGGAUCAACUGCGUGGAGCCCAAACCUCCAGGGCUCAUCCUGCCAGACCUGCUCUGAAAGAAGCUGCACUGCAGGUGGAGCUUUGGGUCUGAUGGUGCAGGACUUGGGGUAACUGCUGUGCUGGAGAGGCUGGAGCUGGGCUCAGGGUUGGAAACGUCUGGGGUUGAUUUUUGGUUCAAAAAUCAAUGGAUUAAAGCCACUGUUUUAGAUGGUGGAGAAUUCACUUCUAAUGGCCAAGGUUUCAGAAAUAACUGGGGAAAUAUGUUGUAUGGCAAAAAAGAAAAGUGGCAUUUCAGUCUUUCUGAAGAUGAAAAUGUUAUCCUGUGGAAAAGCAGCCUGGUAACCAUGUGCAUAAACUUGGGAGAGGCCAGCAUGGAGCUUCCCAGAGAACCUGGAAUGCUGGGCUGAUUUGCAUAGAAAAAACCACUUAAAUACUUGAAGUCUGUAUUUGCAAGCAAAUCUUUUCCUUAACGUUUCUGGGACAUGGACCUUGAUGUUCUUUAAGUGUUUGCUGCUGUGAGAUCACAGCACAUGGGUCACAGCAGCAUCCAGGCAGAAUGAAUUAUUGACUCAGAAGGAGAAGCUGCUGGGUGUUUGUACUUCCACUGCUCUGUGCUGGAAGUUCUGCUGCAUGCAGAACUGGUUAGUGCUGGAAGGUGAGGACUGGAAAACUGUUGUAAUUUUCCCUGUUCUAUGUGGAUUCUGUAGUGCAGGCAGCUGGAGUUCAAAACUCAGUCUGUUGUAAAUAGAGAUAAAUUUCCCUGGAUUUGUCCUGAGCUCCAGGUAGGAUUUUGUCUCUCCUGACCUUUUGGGAGUUGUGUGGCUGCAGCACUGCUGGAAGCUGGACUCUGCUGAUGCAGCACAUCUGCUCUCUGUAGAUUCUUUCCCUUUUUUGG